AUGUCGGACAGCCCCGGCGGGGCCGCGGGGGCCCCGCCCGCGCCUCAGAGGAACUGCUCGGAUUCGCUGGUGUGCGAGCGUCUGGGCCUGGCCUCGGACCGCGACCCGAAGGCGGCCGAGCACCGCUUCAUCCGCCGCAGCGUGGUGAGCGACUCCAACGCCACCGCCCUGGACCUGCCCCGCCACGCCCCGCCGCUCGGCCCCAACCCCCCCGCCCCCCCCCGGAGCGAGCCGGAGGAGGGCCGCGAGCGGGGCGUCUCCCUCCCGCCCGGGGCGGGGGCGGGGGCGGGGCCCGCUGCGGAGGCGGAGUCGGCCGGGGGGGCGGAGUCGGCCGGGGGGGCGGAGAAGCCGGGGGAGGAGGGAGAGAGGGAGACGGCCAAGGCCCGGGCGGAGAAGAAGGUUCUGGAAGACAUCGAGGAGGCGGAGACCAAGGCCGUGGGCACCUCCCCCGAUGGGCGGUUCCUCAAGUUCGACAUUGAGAUCGGGCGGGGCGCUUUCAAGACCGUCUACAAGGGUCUGGACACGGACACCACCGUGGAAGUGGCGUGGUGUGAACUUCAGGACCGCAAGCUGACCCGGUCGGAGAGGCAGCGCUUCAAAGAGGAGGCGGGCAUGCUGAAGGGCCUGCAGCACCCCAACAUCGUGCGCUUCUACGACUCCUGGGAGGGCCCGUCCCGGGGCCGCAAGUGCAUCGUCCUGGUGACGGAGCUGAUGACGUCCGGGACCCUCAAAACCUACCUGAAGCGCUUCAAGGUGAUGAAGAUCAAAGUACUGCGCAGCUGGUGCCGGCAGAUCCUGAAGGGGCUGCACUUCCUGCACACGCGCGCCCCGCCCAUCAUCCACCGCGACCUCAAGUGCGACAACAUCUUCAUCACCGGGCCCACCGGCUCCGUCAAGAUCGGUGACCUGGGGCUGGCCACGCUCAAGAGCACCUCCUUCGCCAAGAGUGUUAUCGGGACCCCCGAGUUCAUGGCCCCGGAGAUGUACGAGGAGAAGUACGACGAGGCGGUGGACGUGUACGCCUUCGGGAUGUGCAUGCUGGAGAUGGCCACCUCGGAGUACCCGUACUCAGAGUGCCAGAACGCCGCGCAGAUCUACCGCCGGGUUACCAGCGGAGUGAAGCCCGCCAGCUUCGACAAGGUGGCCAUUCCCGAGGUGAAGGAAAUUAUCGAGGGCUGCAUCCGUCAGAACAAAGAGGAGAGGUACGCCAUAAAGGACCUGCUGAGCCAUGCGUUCUUCCAGGAGGAGACGGGCGUGCGGGUGGAGCUGGCGGAGGAGGACGACGGCGAGAUGGUGGAGAUCAAGCUGUGGCUGCGCAUGGAGGACGUGCGGCGGCUGAAGGGGAAGUACAAGGACAGCGAGGCCAUCGAGUUCUCCUUCCACCUGCGGAGGGACGUCCCCGAGGACGUGGCCCAGGAGAUGGUGGAGUCUGGGUACGUGUGCGAAGGGGACCACAAGACCGUGGCCAAGGCCAUAAAGGACCGCGUUUCCCUCAUCCGCCACAAGAGGGAGCAGCGACAGCAGGUCCGCCUGGACCUGGAGAAGAGGAGGCAGGAGGAGGGUCAGCCGGAGGCGUCGCUCCCGGGCCAGACGGCCCCCGGGGGCCCCGAGGCGGAUCGGCAGGGGCCCGUGUCUCUGAGCUCACAUGGCAUGGCGGACAGUGGGCUGGGGAUGUCCGCAUUGUCAGAGACCCCCCACCAGGCCCUGCCUUCCAGCCAUAGCGGUCAUUCACCUAACACCUCCCAGCACAGCCAAGCUCCGCCCACUCAGCACAGCCAGGCCCCGCCCACUCAGCACAGCCAGGCCCCGCCCACUCAGCACAACCAGGCCCCGCCCACUCAGCACAGCCAGGCCCCGCCCACUCAGCACAACCAGGCCCCGCCCACUCAGCACAACCAGGCCCCGCCCACUCAGCACAGCCAGGCCACGCCCACCCAGCACAACCAGGCCCCGCCCACUCAGCACAGCCAAGCCCCGCCCACCCAGCACAACCAGGCCCCGCCCACCCAGCAGGUCCAGGCCCCGCCUACUCAGCAGGUUCAGGCCUGCUCCAGUGUCCCUCAGGCUGUGGAGUCCACACCGUCCUCUGACAGUGUGACCCAGCGCUCUGAGGCGGCGGCGUGUUUGAGUGACGGGACCGAGGGGGCGUCGGCUCCCGUGCGCAGGGCCCGCACACGCUCAGUGCGCAGUCGCUCCGUGUUCGAGAACAAGACCAACAAGGCCAAGCUCAACGUCCUGCACAUCUCCCACCUGGGCGACCGAGUGGCUGAAUGCCAGCUGGAGACACACAACUGGAAAAUGGUGACGUUUAAGUUCGAUCUGGAUGGUGAUAACCCCGAAGAAAUAGCGCAGAUCAUGGUGGAGAGCGCCUUCAUCCUGGAGAGCGAGCGGGAGUCGUUCGUGGAGCAGGUGCGCGAGGUCAUCCAGACCGCCGACGAGAAGGGGCUGAGGAGGGAGGGCUCGGCGGACGGCUGUGGUCAGGCGGGGAGCUGCAGCGCACAGGACAUGCCCGCGACCCCUGACCCUCGCCAGACAGGUGUGCCCACCCAGGUGGUGCACUCUGCGGGCCGCAGGUUCAUCGUCAGUCCGGUGCCAGAAUCUCGGCUUCGGGACCCCUGCCACGGCCGACCCGCAACUGCCGCAGCAGCCCCAGUGACGUCGUUGCUCCUGUCGGACUCUGCCAUCUCCGGCAAUCCGCAGCGGAAUGAGGAGGCGGAGCCUGGCACCACACCCCGUGGGGGUGCGGUCUCCCCCCCUCCCUUACCGCAAGCCCAGGAGGAGCACCCUCCUCCCGCCUCUCUCCCACUCCCAGAAUCCUCCACUCCAUCUUCUACUGCGGUGGAGGGAGGCACUCCUGCAGCCGAGCCGUCCUCUGCCCCGCCCGAAGCCCCGCCCUUACUUCCUGACGGGCCGGCAGGUUCGGCCGCGCCCUGCGGAGCUGCAGCCUCGUCUGUGACUCCGCCCCCCGGCUCAGACUCCGCCCAGCCCCCGCCGUCCGCAGCCAACGCGGGCGCCCCGGCGGUGCCGCAGGGCGGGGAGGGGGAGGGGGAGCAGGCGGGCCGGCCGGGAGGGAGGGAUGACAUCCAGGCCCUGGAGAAGAAACUCCGCUCCCUCUUCAGUGAUUCGGCCCCGGCCCCGUCCGACACGUCCGCCUCCACCCCCUCCAACCGCACCCCCCCGCACCCCACCACCCUGUCCCUGAGCUCGUCGAGCGCCACCCCCGCCUCCACCCCCGAACAGGCCACGCCCACCGGCCAACCCCCGCCCAUCGCCGCCCAAGUCCCGGUGUCUGUGACAACAGUGGCCCCUGGUGGACAGACAGGACCUCCUCUGGCUGCAGAGGGAGAAUUGGGGGUGCCCCCUACAGGCGGAGUCAAACUUGGACGGUUUCAGGUCUCUGUGGCAACAGAAGAGCCCCAAAACCACACCCACCCCACCUCUGCAGACUCCGCCUCUUCGGCCCCAGACUCCUCCCUCUGCAGCGACUCUUCCUCCUCCCGCACGCCCUCCUCCUCCUCCUCCUCCUCCAUCUCCAGCCCCGAGAACACGCUACACGCCUCGUCAGCCCCGCCCAGGCCCCCGCCCCGUGGCGACACGUGCGUCAAAACCCCGCCGCCGCCCCAGCCCGUCGCCAACGGCGACGCCCGGGUCGGGCGCUUCUCCGUCAGCAGGGCGCAGGACUCCGCCCCCCUUCCCGUGCCGGGCCGCCCCGCCCGCCACGCCAGCAGCGACUGUGACUCCGAGUGUGAGGACGAGGACUUCCGAAGACAGGUGGACCACCUCUGGGAGAAACACCUGCGGGAGAUCCAGGUCUUGCACACUCGGCAGAAGGAGGAGAUUGAAGCCCUAUUCGUCCGUCUGGGCAAGACCCCGCCCUCUCUGGCCUCCUCUCCAAUGGGGUACUUGUCCAGCCACAGGAGGAGGCCACCAAAGAGCAAGAGCGGCAAGCUGAACCGCAAGAGCCCCCUCCAGGCAGACCCCGUUUUAGCACAGAGCCCCUCCUCAGUGGGAGUCCUGGACCUACCCCCCUCUCCAGGGGACCUGUGUGCUCCCGUGACCAGCCUGCCAAGCCCUGGGACUGAGACCAGCUGUACCCACUCAGCCAGCGACCCGGUCCAUAACAGCCAGAACCAGAACCAGAACCGGUCCUGCACAGGGACCUUCACUGACGACCUGCAUCAGCUGGUGGACAACUGGGCCCGAGACGCCAUCAGCCAAUCGCAGAGCAGGAGGGGCUCCCGCCAGCCCUUGCAGCCCAAUGUCUCCACUUUGUCCAGUGGGGGGCGCACGUUCUCGGCUCCAGGGCAGCUGUCCUCCGGCCUGGGACCCUCCCAGAGUGGCCCCUCCUCUUCAUUUGGGGCCCGCAAGGGAUCCCUCGGGCCCCAGCUGCAGUUUGGGUACCACCCCGCCCCCUACGCCGCCCAGUGGACAGGACACGCCCAGCCGGGCAUCCUGGCCCCGCCCACAAUCACAGGACACGCCCAGCCGGGCCUCCUGGCCCCGCCCACAAACACAGGACACGUCCAACCGGGCCUCUUGGCCCCGCCCACAAACACAGGACACGCCCAGCCGGGCCUCCUGGCCCCACCCACAAACACAGGACACGCCCAGCCGGGCCUCCUGGCCCCGCCCACAAACACAGGACACGUCCAACCAGGCACGCUGUCCCCGCCCUCAAACCCCGCCCCCCUGCUGGGCCUCAGCCUCAAGCCCCCCGGCAACCAGGGACCCGCCCCCCGGCCCACGUAGCAACCGGCCCCGCCCCUCCCUACUGCCACAUAGCACAGGCCCUGUGUAUGCAGGCUUUACCAACCACACAGACAAUAUCCUCAAUAAAUCAUAUUUAUGCGUAAAAAAUAUUAUCUUUUCUAGUUCUGAGAGCAGUUGUGAAGAGCCUGAAUGCAGAAUGUAUUCUGUUCAGAAGUAUAACAUCAGUUUAUGAUGUUGAAAUGCUGAUUAUUCAUAUUAAUGUUGACAUGAUAUAAUUGUAUCAUGUAACUUCAUUAAUGGAACUUCUAUUAUACUUAGAUAAUUGUCAUUUCUUAGGCAAGCGCUAUUUCUUUAUUUCCAGAUGAAUACAGUUCUGUUAUCUUCUGUAUACUGUUUUUUGUUUAUUCUGUAUACAGAAUUUUUUUUGUUUUAACCUUAACGUGUUUUUCAUCUGAGAAAUUAUUCAUCAAAACCAACUCGUGCUUGUUGAUAUCGAGUUAUCUUCCAUUUGUAAAUGAAGCCAAUUUACAAGUCCAGACUGGGGUCUUUGAAGGAGAUCUGGAUGUUCUGAGUUAAAUUUAAAUAUAUAUGUUUAUAUUUUAAAUAUUGAACAAAUCCAUAUUAAUAAAUGACGUUUUAGCCGUUCAGAUGUAAUAAAUAUUUUCUGGGUUACACACA
Molecule: messenger RNA, 5388 nt
Organism: Conger conger (European conger)
Lineage: Eukaryota; Metazoa; Chordata; Actinopteri; Anguilliformes; Congridae
Product: serine/threonine-protein kinase WNK1-like
Exons: 22
Coding region: 1-4749 (1582 amino acids)
Biological process (GO): monoatomic ion homeostasis; negative regulation of sodium ion transport; positive regulation of sodium ion transmembrane transporter activity
Cellular component (GO): cytoplasm; cytosol
Molecular function (GO): ATP binding; protein serine/threonine kinase activity; chloride channel inhibitor activity
Source: RefSeq, a predicted model, not a curated record